Messenger RNA from Siniperca chuatsi (mandarin fish), 3880 nucleotides. RefSeq names its product RAB guanine nucleotide exchange factor (GEF) 1, like (gene rabgef1l). The record is from RefSeq and is a predicted model, not a curated record. Bases 1 to 1518 code for a protein of 505 amino acids. The transcript has 8 exons. Gene Ontology annotation, molecular function: zinc ion binding; small GTPase binding; DNA binding. Lineage: Eukaryota; Metazoa; Chordata; Actinopteri; Centrarchiformes; Sinipercidae. Gene Ontology annotation, biological process: vesicle-mediated transport. Gene Ontology annotation, cellular component: endocytic vesicle; cytosol.
AUGAUGAGCCAGCGGCGUGGGAUCCAUCUGGACCAAUCAGAGCUGCUUUGCAAGAAAGGAUGUGGUUUUUAUGGCAACACUGGUUGGCAGGGCUUGUGCUCAAAGUGCUGGCGAGAGGAAAAUCAGCGAGAAAAGCAAAAACAGAUUCAAGAAGACUGGGCACUUGCUGAGAGGCUGCAGAGAGAGGAAGAGGAAGCGUAUGCAAGCAGACAUCAGAAGGCCCAAUCACAGCCUAUCACACCCUUCAGCAAGUUCGAGGAAAGAAAAACUAAAGAAAAGUCCAGCAAAGUCAACACAGUCACAAAGUUUUUUACUCCUUCUUCAAAAACACCACCAAAAAAAGAUGCUGCUCCUUUUGACACGCUGUCCAGCCCGAGCCCCAGCUCCUCUGCAAGCCGGCAUUCCUCUGUGGACAGUGACCAUGCAACACGAGAGUUCAUUGAUUUUCUCAAGCCUCUGAAGUCUGGCAGGGAGAUCUUCAAACAGUGCCGGGCCUUCACUGAGAGCAUGGUCUACAAGCGGGACAUGGGUGCUGAUGAGCUGUCAGAGUGUGUGCAGGACUUCUACCAGAACCUCUCAGAACGCCUCCAGACCCAGUUCAAAGGUUCGUCAGACCAUGUAGAGAACGUUAUGGAUGAAGUAGAGAAAUACAUGAUGACUCGUCUCUAUAAGGAAGUUUUCUGUCCUGAGACCACAGACGAUGAGAAGAAAGACCUGGCCAUUCAGAAGAGAAUCAAAUCCUUGCAUUGGGUCACCAUUGAGAUGCUGUGUGUUCCUGUAGAUGAGGAGAUCCCUGUGGUGUCUGACAGUGUAGUCAAAGCCAUCACAGAUGUGAUUGAAAUGGAUUCAAAGCGCGUGCCCAAGGACAAGCUGCGGUGCAUCACUCGUUGCAGCAAGCACAUCUUCAACGCCAUCAAAGUCAGCAAGAAAGAAGCUGCGUCUGCGGAUGACUUCCUCCCCACGCUCAUCUACAUUGUGCUGAAAGCAAACCCUCCGCGACUGCAGUCCAACAUCCAGUAUAUCACUCGCUUCAGCAACCCCAGUAGACUCAUGACUGGAGAGGAUGGUUACUACUUCACUAAUCUGUGCUGUGCGGUGGCCUUCAUUGAGAAGCUGGAUGGCCAGUCUCUGAACCUAAGCUCUGAGGAGUUUGAGCUCUACAUGUCGGGCCAGGCAUCCCCCCACUGGCCACAGGCCACUGGAGCUUCUUCUUGCUCCCCAGGCAGCGCAGCUCUCAAUCAGGUCCACAAACGACUGGACCUUCUAACAGGGCUUGGGGAAAGGCAGGAGCGGGUCAUGGAGAAGGCUCGCCAGCUGGAGAGUGACCUCAUCGACUGGACGGACGAAGUGGAACAGAAGGUGCAGAGCGUUCUGGAGAGCUUUCCACCAGAAACACAAAACCCUACUGCAACCACAGCUAGUGGGGCAACGUCUGCAGCAUCAUCAGCAAUCGACGCUGAUAACGUUGAGAAUGAGCUCCUGCCCCCACCACUGCAACCGCAAGUGUUUGCUGGUUGAUGUGAAGAGCUCUACUCUAAAAAUAAUUCCUCUAGAGGCUUUACUCCACCCUCCCCCUUUUCCCUGCUGUUAAACUUUGCUGUCCGUAUGCACAUACAGCAGACAUCCAAUAUGGAUCCCAUUUCGACUCCAGUCAUCUCUAUUCCAUCCAUCCAUUGUCCUAGACCUAGAGGCCCUGAGACUAUACUGAACAGUAACAUAACUAUUGAAUUAAAGGAAUAGUUUGGCAUUUUGGGAAGCACACUUAUUUGCUUUCUUGUAGAGAGUUAGAUGAGAAGAUCAACAACCACUCAUGUCUAUACGGUAAAUAUGAAGCUGCAGACGGUUAGCUUAACAUAAAGGCUGGGAACGGGGAAACAGCUAGCCUGGCUCUGUCCAAAGGUAACAAAAAUCGGCCUACCAGCACCUCUAAAAGACACAAAUUAACAUGUUAUAUCUUGUGUGUUUAGUUCGUACAAAAACCGAAGUGCUGCUUCUCGCUUUGUGAGCUUUAGAUGUGCUAGUAGGUGAAUUUUGUUGCCUGUGAGCAGCAGAGCCAGGGUAGCUGUUUCCUCUUGUUUCCUGUCUUGGUGCUAAGCUAAGCUAACAGUCUCCUGGCUUCAGCUUCAUAAUUAACGAACAGACAUGCAUUUCCCAAAAUGUCCCAGAGGCCAAGUACACUCCAAGCAUUUUGACAUGGUUGAAAAGUCAAGGAUCCGGUGCAGCAUCUGUGGUAAAUCCCUGACAUUCUACUUCUACUACAGUUUCAGGUUAAGCAGACUUGUACUGGCAUCCGUGACCCAGCAAUUUCCUUUGGUUUUCCCAGGCUAUUUGGGAACUAUAACCCACCGGACCACCUCAACUGACUCCACUCCAAGCUCUUCCUGAAACACAUCUUUUGGUCACCCACAAUGGCAUCUUCAGUACCUCAGUACUUCUUCAUCCUUGUAAUUGUUGUUACAUUUGUGCAGCCGGGAUAAAUAGAUGGAUGUGGUUUUAAAACAUCCAUCAUUAUUCGCAACUUUUCAGUCAAGGUUUUUGUUAUUUUGUUGUUGAUGUCUCCAAGUGUAAAUUGAGAAGUGAAGGCUGAAAGUGACAAACAGAACCUCACUGCCCAAGUCACAUCUAAUAACAUAACAGGAAUUUUCAGUAAAAUAUGUUUUUGGCAAAGUAAAUUGAGAAAACUGAAUAAUGCGAAACUUAACUUCCCCUCAGUAAAGUAGCCCUCCAGCUCAUGCUCGUGAUUUGUGCUGUAUUUAUUCUGUACACUGUAAAUAUCCAGAGAGGAAGAGAUGUGCGUGUGUGGCAGUUGUGCAUGCGGGAAAGUGUGUGCGAAUGUGAGCGUGUGUUGCAUGGACAUGUUCCGUUAAUGUCAACGAAUCAUAAAGUCCUCUUGUUGUGCGUACGGAUAUUGUAAUCUUGUUGUCAGACGUCUCAAUCCAGUCAUUAGCUGGAUGUACAGAAGUGAUUUUAUUUUUCUAUAGAGUGGCAGGUAUCAAUUCUUUUGGAUGCAAUAGGAGACAUUAAUCCUGUAAUAUUUACAGUAGUAAAGAACAUUGCUUAAAGACAAGUUACGUGAAUUCUAAUGAUUGAAUAGUAAAAUUUUCAUCUAUUCGUUUAUCUUCUCAAGAGGGUGUCAUAAGCAUGUCCAUUUUAAAAACAAAACAAAAUGUUUUUUAGAUGAUUUUUUUUUCUUGCUCUGUCAGAGCUGUUGGAUUAAGUAGGUAAGAAGAUAAAGAUGAUGCCGUUUCCCCGUAAACACACCACUAAGGCCGGUUGCUUUACUAGUGCAGAAGGAACAACAUUGCAUAACCAAUACAAAAAAUUGAAGCACUUUUCUAAUGUUUGAUUUUAAAGCUCUUGAUUCAGAGGUAUAUUUAAUGAAGGAAGUAAUGGCUAUAUUCAGUUGAAAGGAUAAUUGGUGAAAACAGUGUUGUGGGCUGAUGCCACACAGACGUAUUUGAACUGUGUCUUUGUAUUUGGCAGUCAUGUAGUGGAAGACAAUGUUUGGGAGAGUUGUGUUUGUUUUUCUUUGCUCAUGAGCUAAGACUUCCUUAUGUUGCUGGAUUUCAUUAUUUUUUUGUUCUUAUUUGCAACAUUAUAGUCAGUGUGCAGUUGCUGUCCAAUUUUAGUUUGAGAAAAUACUUUUAAUGCAAACUUAAACAAUAGCUUGAAUAACUUCAUAUUGCACUGUAUGCAGAAGCCAUUUAUCAGGUAUUUUAAAGAAGUUUAAAACAUCGUCUUUGUAACCUUACAGGUUUGUUAUUGUACCACAUGGGAGAAGGUAACUCAAUACUGUCGUUUAUUUAAAUGUAACUUAUUGGGGCAGUAUUGUUUAUUUGAUAUGGAUGUGUGAUGAUGAUUAAUAAAAAUUGAAAAUGCA